Haemorhous mexicanus (house finch) is the source of this 1550-nucleotide messenger RNA. RefSeq names its product transmembrane protein 255B (gene TMEM255B). Bases 65 to 1057 code for a protein of 330 amino acids. The transcript is spliced from 9 exons. The record is from RefSeq and is a predicted model, not a curated record. Lineage: Eukaryota; Metazoa; Chordata; Aves; Passeriformes; Fringillidae.
GCCGCGCCCCGGGCAGCGCCGGCCGCGGCGCGGAGCGGAGCGGGGCGAGGCGCCCCGGGAGAGGAUGGUCCCGCCGCCCGCCCCCGCCGUGCCGGGCCCGCUGGCCGUGCUGGACCCCACAGGACAGUUUGCAAAAAGGAAGAAGACUUCCCUUUGGUUCACAGUCGCACUGCUGGUGGUGUCUGUUUUCAUACUCACCAUAGGUCUGGCAGCUACCACACGAACAGAAAAUGUUACUGUGGGAGGCUACUACCCAGGCAUUGUUCUUGGCUUUGGAUCUUUCCUAGGGAUUGUUGGCAUCUACCUGGUAGAAAACAGACGACAAAUAUUGGUGGCCUCCAUUGUGUUUAUCAGCUUUGGUGUUGUAGCAGCCUUCUGUUGUGCAAUAGUUGACGGAGUGUUCGCAGCACGACACAUAGAACCCAGACCUCUGUAUAACAAAAGAUGCCAGUUUUAUUCAAGUGGAAUAGGAUUCCUAUAUGACGCCUACCAGACUGAGGUUACAUGUCAUACCUUAAACAGCAGGUGCCAGCUGAAAGUGAAGAGUAACACAUGCUAUUGCUGUGAUCUGUACAACUGUGAAAAUUCAGACCAGUCCUCCAGCUACUACGAAUUUCUUGGUGUGAGCAGUUGUCAGGAUGUGCUCCACCUGUACAGACUGUUGUGGUCCUCCACAGUCCUCAACAUCAUUGGCUUGUUCCUGGGGAUUAUCACAGCAGCCAUUCUUGGGGCAUUUAAAGACAUGGUACCUCUGUCCCAAAUUGCCUUCAGUGCUGCACCUCCUCCUCAGAUCCUGUACAAUCCUGCCCAGCAGAUCCUGACCUACGCGGGGUUCUGUCCUUCUGCAGCAACAAUUUCUACCUAUCCCUCCUACCCACUGCCUCUUCAGCCUGCCAGCAAUUUUCCAGGAACAUCAUCUACUGACAUUUCUUUAUCAGAAGAAACUCAGCCUCCAUCUCAGUCCAGCUCCAGCUAUGGUCUUCCCCCAAAUGCUCCAGCCCUCUAUACACCAACUUACUGCUUGCCUGGGGAAAAGCCUCCACCUUAUGCACCAUAGAACGAAGAAAUUAUUUUAGUAGCUGGUAGGCUUUUAUUUUGUUUUGAAGAAACUUCUGGAAACUGUGCUCUGCAGGCACUAGAUUUCCCAAAGGAGCCCAGCACAGAGUGUUACUGCCACUCUGCUUGUACCCACAUCUCCCUGUGAGCAGAGCAGAGCCCUGGAGCUGUGAAGGCAGGCAUGUCACCACUCAGUGUGCCUGCAGUCAGAUGUAGUAGAACUUUCUGGCUACUGUAAGCAUGAGAUGUUUCCCUCCCAGUCCACUGCAGAAUAGAUUUUCUUCAAGAGGGAAAAUGAAGAAAAUAUUCCAGAUAUGUGUUCUGCUUUCAUGAACCAGUAUUGAGGGGUUUUAGCCUGUGUUGUCUGAGUGAAUAGCUGGGAGCUCCCAGAGUCAAUAAUUUUGGGUAGCAAGAGUCUGCUUGCUUGUAGUGUUUAAUAACUCUUCUGGUGAAAGUGUUGUACCAAUAAAGUGUGGCAGUUAUUUUACAAUAAA